Molecule: messenger RNA, 145 nt
Organism: Cetraspora pellucida
Lineage: Eukaryota; Fungi; Glomeromycota; Glomeromycetes; Diversisporales; Gigasporaceae
Source: the annotation of a GenBank genome assembly
UGAUUGUGAUACUGCAUUAGCACAUUCACCAAACAACAAACUUACUUCAGAACUAGACCCGAUUCAUAUUAAACCUCUUAUCAUAAUGCAACUCCAGUUGGAUCAACAAGCUCAACUUAUCCAACAAUUGCAAACACAGAUUUAA